Capsicum annuum is the source of this 3343-nucleotide messenger RNA. RefSeq names its product adenosylhomocysteinase-like. Gene Ontology annotation, molecular function: adenosylhomocysteinase activity. Lineage: Eukaryota; Viridiplantae; Streptophyta; Magnoliopsida; Solanales; Solanaceae. The annotation marks the transcript as partial. The transcript has a single exon. The record is from RefSeq and is a predicted model, not a curated record. Gene Ontology annotation, biological process: L-methionine cycle. Gene Ontology annotation, cellular component: cytosol.
GAUUUUGUAGCUCGUCAUGUAAUCUUAACAUUAUCAAGUAAUUUUUGAUCUGGAUGUUCAUCUUAUGUACUGUUUGUGCCUUGAAUCUCUGGUCUUUAGGGUCAAAAUUCAUGUCUUGAUUAUCGUUUAACAUCUUAGCCUGACGUUUUGUCUUGUUUAAAGUGGAUAUAUGCUAUUUUCUUGUCUGUUGUUAUUGUUGGGAUGCUAUCAUAACUGUCGAGAUAGCAUCAUUGAUAGGACUACCUCUUGAGGUCCUUUGGCUUCUCAAAUGCCAAAAGGAUGAUGAGAAAACGUCCAACAGUAAAAUUAGAAAAUCCUAUGAUUCUCCGAUGACCAUGUGAUAUGUACCAACAAAAUUAAUCUUGGGCUUGCUAGAAAAUCAAACAAAGGGCAACAAAAUUAAUCUUGUGGUUGAUUUUGUUCCAACAAAAUUAAUCUUGGGCUUGCUAGAAAAUCAAAAAAUAAAAAGAGAAAGAAGUGUUCUUGUUCUUGUUCUUGUUCAUGGCCGAGAAACUUGUAGUGUUCUUGUUGUAGUCUUGCCCAAAAUUUGCGAAGUCUAGGUCUUGGAUUUCUUUGUUGUUAUUGUUGUUUCUUGAUUCACUAACACUAAAGGUAUAUAGAUCUAUAUUUGAGCUUAAAAACUUGUUAAUGUUGUGUUGUGAACAAAGACCUAGACUGAAAUUUGUGGACUUGUUAUGGAGGUUGGAGUGCGCGUUGAAGGUGUUAUUAUUGUUGUUCUUGAAAAGUUGUUGUGUUCUUGUUGUUCUUCAUCACUUCUCUUAUCUUGACCAACUUAAAGUAGUUAAUAGAUCUAGAAAAGGUGAAGACAAAGUUGGAAGACUUGUUGGUGAAAGGACUAGCUCAUAUCACUCUUGACUUGAGAACAACUUUUUCAACCACUUUCCUUGUUUCUAGGAGUCUUGUUUUGUGGAAAACUAGUACAAGUCUAAUCUCACCUUUUUGAGUUGAAUUUGAAAAGAGUUACAAGACUUGUGUUUUUUUAUCCAAAUACUAAUUGUUUUCCAUUCCAAAGGUAUAAGGACUAAAAAUUCCAAGAAUGGUGAUUAAAACUUGUGUGGCCCCGUGACCAAUUAGGGGGUGACACAUCACCAAUUACUGUUCACAUGACAAUUUUUAAGCUCAAAUUUGAUCUUCUAGUUUCAUUUUGUUGUUUCUUUUGUUGAUUCCAAUACUAACUUACAAGCUAGUAACCACUUACUAGAUUGUGAGUUGGUUUGAAACCGUUCUUUGUGUUUACGUCCUUGUGUAUUUUUUUUCUAUUUUGGCAUCGUUGUAAACAUUGAAAUUCACCCCUCAACACCUCACGGAGUACAAGCAAGUAUACAACACUUGUGAGAUUAAGUGUGAGGAAUCCGAGAACAAAGAAAUAAAGAGAGAGUGUGAGAACCUUUCUUUUACAAUUAACCCGUUUAUUGUUUUGUAGUGAAACUUCUUGGCUAAAUUCAAUUGAGCCAGAUGAGACUGAAGGCAAAUCUCAAGAUGAAGAGGAAGCCAAGGUGCAAAAUGAAGACGUUGUCCAAGACUUGAAAUUGUUGUGUUCUCGGUUUCUUCUUAUUUUGUGGACUGUUUUGGAGCCAUUUUCAUUUGGCUAAUGCCAUGAAUUUGAGGUCAAAUUCCUCUCAAGAUGGAGAGGAUGAUACAAGCACGAUCAUGAAAAUGAACGUUUUUGAGUAUUUUGGAUGUAACCUCGGAGGUGUACGAGUUGAAGUGUUAAAAAGGGCUCCAAACCGCCCCUAAAAACACUUCAUGGGUGCCUAUUUGCCUACUUGGUCAUUAAAUGGUCUUUUUGUCAUUUUAUCUUUUUAUUUGUAAAGUAUUAUAAAUAGAACAAUAUAGGGUUUUAGUUUAUUAGUUUUUGUUGGAUAUUGUUGAAAGAACACAUCUCUUGAGAGAGAGGGUCUCUAGGCCUAAACUAGGACAUGAACAAGUGUGUAUCCACUUGUGAUUGUGUAUUGCUUGGAAACAUUGGUGCUUGAGCAAUGGAAUCCCUCUUGUGUCACGUAAGAGUGUGGUGUUGCUAUUAUAAGUCUUAGAGUCCUUAGAUUUAGUAUUUCUUUGGGUUCUUAACCUUGUAAUAGUGUAUGUCUCACUUCCUAUCUUUACAUAUCAUGUACUAGUUGUGAGGUCUAGUGAACCGUUUGAUUCUUGUUGUUCUUGUAAUCUUGUAACCGUUGGAUUGUUGUUAUUAUAGUGUUGUUCCUCUCGUUAUUGUUGUUUAUCUCUUGUUGUUGUUAGUGCUUUUGGUGUCAUUUACACCUUGUUUCUUGAUGUUGUUGGAACAGAGAUUUGGUGUUCGUUGAGCUCUCAAGUUACCCUUUGUUUGUGGACUAUUUUUGGCUUGUUUUUGAUACGUACCAAAUUUGUAUCGUAUCAAAGUGUGAGGGACAAUUUUUUUUUUUUUAAGUUUUUCCAUUCUAACAACUUGUUCCAGUUGUAGAACAACUUUGGUAGUUGUUCGACAACUAGGCGCAGUUGUCGAACAACUACUAAAGUUGUUCAACAACUAGGUGCAGUUGUUGUUCGACCAAAGUUGUUGCCUAGUUGUUGAACAACUAGGCGUAGUUGUUCAACAACUGAGAGAAGUUGUUCAACAACUGCGUAAAGUUAUUCAGACAACUAAUGUAGUUGUCCAAUAACUACCCCAGUCGUUCAAGGAAUUUAGUUUUUUUUAAAAGAAUUUAAUUUUUUUAAGGAACAAGUUUGUGGACCCACUUGUCCCUUCUGUUAAUUGGAAACUUGGAAGACCUUCUGGCUCAUUUUUCUCCAUUUUCUUUUGUCUCACUCUUCUUCUUCCCUACUAAAACCUCUUACCUUCCCUCUCUUUAACCCCCCAUUUUCUCACACCAUGGCUCUCCUUGUUGAGAAGACAAACUCUGGGCGUGAGUACAAGGUCAAGGACAUGUCUCAGGCUGACUUCGGCAGGCUCAAAAUCGAGCUUGCUGAAGUCGAAAUGCCUGGUCUUAUGGCUUGUCGUACUGAAUUUGGACCUUCACAGCCUUUUAAAGGUGCAAAGAUUACUGGAUCUCUACACAUGAAUAUUUCAACUGCGGUGCUUAUUGAGACUCUUACUGCUCUUGGUGCUGAAGUUAGAUGGUGUUCUUGUAACAUCUUCUCCACCCAAGAUCACACCGCGGCUGCCAUAGCCAGGGAUAGCGCCGCGGUGUUUGCUUGGAAGGGUGAGACUUUGCUGGAGUAUUGGUGGUGUACGGAGAGAGCACUUGAUUGGGGUCCAGGUGGUGGACCUGAUUUGAUUGUGGAUGAUGGUGGUGAUGCUACGCUGUUGAUUCAUGAGGGUGUUAAGGCUGAAGAGGAGUUUGCCAAG